Orbicella faveolata is the source of this 1517-nucleotide messenger RNA. RefSeq lists its product as uncharacterized. NCBI's taxonomy places the organism in Eukaryota, Metazoa, Cnidaria, Anthozoa, Scleractinia, Merulinidae. The record is from RefSeq and is a predicted model, not a curated record.
ACAACCAAUGGAAGCUUUCUUGGGACCAAAAAUUCAGGAACGUUCGAUCGAAAUUGAGGUCAAUGGAUUUAGCAAAAUUCUCCCGUAGAAGGUUCUUAAAAAUCUGAGAAUUAUGGGAUGCUUUGAAUGUCGAGGUAAGGACCGCAGGAAAACUAAGUCGAAAACGGCCGAAAACUGGGCCUGUGGGACCUAGUUCCCAGGGCUUUUCCCUCACUCCAAAUUGAAUGGUUACCAAGCUUCAACAUGGCGGACGAAUCACUUCGAAUGUGACUUGUAACAGCAAUCGCAUUUACUUUGUAAUGUACGGUGGCCCUCGUCGUCCAGGCUUCUCGCCAUUUCAAGGGCGAUCUAGAGCACCCUCAUCGAACUUUAGGCCGCGAUUCGAGAGUCCGGGAUUUCCGCCACCAGGCCAUAAUGUUUAUCCACCUCUUAGGCAACCUUUCCAACCUUCACAAAGGCCGUACGGGUUUAUGGACGGUCCUGUUCCACAAGGAGUAAGACCAGGAUUCCGGCCAGGAGCUUGGCAAGUAGCUGGAACAAGACAAGGCUUUCCAUCUAGAGGAUAUCCUGAACAACAAAGGCCACACAGGGUACAUACUGUAUACAAGAAGACAUGCUUGAGUUUGCCUCAUAGUUUGUCUGCAUUAAGCUUAAUUGGAGGGUAGAGGUCAUGGCAACAGAAGAGAAGAUUCACCAAGUAUUGAAGCUUACUACAGACAUUCAAUGGUUGAAAAUCCAUGGAGGGAGUUGGAAGAAAAAUAUCAAGAGAGGAACAAGCAAGACUAAGCAAAGAAAUAUUACAUUACUUGAAUAUUUGUGGAUAAAGAACUCAAAGAACAGCUGUAAAUAAAAUAACAUUUUUUUUUCUAGAUUUUGAUUGAAAAAUAUUUCUCUUGACUGAUGAUACUUACUCAUUUCAAGGAAGGAAGAUCAAUUUUAAAUUUUCAAAGCAAAGUAUGAAGCCUAUCUGUAAUUUCCACUGGGUUGGAGGUAGGGCUUGAACCAGAAAAUUUACUUCGAUCAGGAGCAGAGAUGCCAACCUAAAAAAGUUGAAUUCCAGGGGGUUGCCGAUUUUGCCUCUUCUAAACUCCCUAAAAUGUAGUGUAUGAAAUUGGGUUUGGCUGACUCAACUGCAAAAAUAUCCCCUAACAUUGUCCCUAAGUCAGCAAAAAUAGUGUGGAAAUAUGUGCUUUAAACACUCUCCUUUGAAUCCAGGAGAUUUGGUGAUCCAUGCAGGAGACCAAGAGAUUAGGUCUGUAUUCGCUAGACUAGGAGAUGAUCUGAGGGAGUUCACUUAGUUGCAGGAGGGGUAUCAUUUGCAUGGACAGUUUCAAGUCCUACAAAUUAUUCUAAGAAAUUCAAAAUGGCAGCCACUGGAAUGAAAAGCAAUUUUUUUUAUGAUUGUAAAUUGAUAGAAGUUAUCAAAACCCUUGUUCUCAAUAUUGGCUUGGUUUGUGCAUCACUCAGUGAAAAUGAUAGCUAGUACCAGUAAGGUCCCUGGGGGGGAGGGGGGGAAC